AUGGGCAUCGUAGAGAAGUUUCUUCCUAAAGAUGACCGCUUCGCGGCAUUGCUACUAUAUGGCAUGGUGUUUUCGACCUGUUUCAAUGGGUAUGAUGCUGGAAUCAUGACAGUCAUUUUGGCCGAUGAUCAGUUCAUCAGCUACUAUGGGAUCAACGCUGCGAAAUCCGGUCUGGUGGCUACGAUUCCUUGGGCCAUGACAGCUGUGGCUCAAAUAUACCUAGGAGGUACACUUGCUGCAUGGCUAGGACGCCUGUGGGCUUUGCGGAUUUCCAUCUGCAUCAUGAUCAUUGGAGUAAUCAUCGAGGUCGUUCCAAAUACCUUCGGCGUUUUGAUCUUGGGUCGACUUUUAACUGGUCUGGGAUUUGGCUGUGUUUAUAUCGCAAGCAAUCUCUAUGUUGCAGAAUGCGCGCCCACCAAGCUCAGAGGCAGUUUCGUCGGCACCGUCUCCCAGUUUGGCUACCAACUGGGUACUCUCAUUGCCUUCUGGGCUGGCUAUGGGAUGUCCUUCCACAAGCACCCUUACAACAUCGCAUGGCGUGUGUCAAAUAUUGUUCAAAUUCCUAUCGGAAUAGCCUUUAUCUUUGUCUCAUUCUUUUACCCUGAAAGCCCACGGUUUAUGUUGGAACGGUACCCUGAGACACCUGAGCGAGCUAUGAAGGUUCUAGCCCGGCUCAGAUCAGGCGCUCCCACGGAUGAGCGAAUUCGUGCCGAGUUCCAUGAGCUCGUUGCCUCUCAUGAGUUCCGUCAACGAUAUGAUCCGGGAUACAUUGGUCUACUCAAAGACAAAAAGAUGCGGAAACGUCUCGCAUAUGGCUUCUAUGCAGCAAGUCUUCAGCAGGUUGGCGGUAUUGCUGCACUCACCAUGUAUGCCACUCUCAUUUAUGAGAGUCUCGGAUGGAACUCCGGUUCGCAGGCACUGGCUAUCAACGGAAUCCAAUCUUGUCUUCAGCUGCUUAUUGUGCUGGUGAAUACUUUCACUGUAGAUCGAUUUGGUCGACGCAGUCUUUUGAUGGCCGGUUUCGCUAUCCAGACAGUGGCUCUGUUGAUCAUGGCUUCUCUCUGCACCGCAUUCCCUACCAAUGGAAACAGAUCCGCCGCCAUUGCGGAGGUCGCUAUGUUGUUCAUUGUUGGUUUGACCUAUUGCUGGUCCAAUGGUCCCAUUGCACCCGCCAUCGUUUCGGAGAUCUUCCCUCAACAUGUUCGAGACAAGGGGUUCGGCUUGUCAAUGCUCGGCCAGACAUGCUGGCUUAUCUUACUAACGCAAUCAUGGCCUUCCUUCAAUGAUAAAGUCGGAGGGAAGAGCUAUUGGCUGCUAUUUGUUCUUAAUAUGCUUGCCGGGCUUUCUGUCUUCUUUAUUCUCCCUGAGACCAAGGGAGUCUCCCUGGAGCGCAUGGAAAAAAUAUUCGGAGGGGUGGAUUAUGUCGAGGCAGGCGAGUGUGAAGGGGGAUCGGAGAAGAUCGAAGCUCGUGCGCUGGGAACUGAGAAUAUUAAUGAGAAGGCCCCUACCACUCAUAUAGAGGGUACCCCCGCCGUUGUGUCAGGACCGGAAAGAUCCCUGGCCUAA
This is a messenger RNA of Penicillium verhagenii, 1566 nucleotides long. RefSeq lists its product as uncharacterized. NCBI's taxonomy places the organism in Eukaryota, Fungi, Ascomycota, Eurotiomycetes, Eurotiales, Aspergillaceae. Gene Ontology annotation, cellular component: membrane. The transcript has 8 exons. Gene Ontology annotation, biological process: carbohydrate transport; transmembrane transport. The coding region runs from base 1 to 1566 and encodes 521 amino acids. The record is from RefSeq and is a predicted model, not a curated record. Gene Ontology annotation, molecular function: carbohydrate:proton symporter activity.